Messenger RNA from Terrapene triunguis (Three-toed box turtle), 3735 nucleotides. RefSeq names its product SLIT and NTRK like family member 4 (gene SLITRK4). Gene Ontology annotation, molecular function: protein binding. Gene Ontology annotation, cellular component: glutamatergic synapse; membrane. Gene Ontology annotation, biological process: positive regulation of synapse assembly; axonogenesis; regulation of presynapse assembly. The transcript has 2 exons. The record is from RefSeq and is a predicted model, not a curated record. Lineage: Eukaryota; Metazoa; Chordata; Testudines; Emydidae. The coding region runs from base 59 to 2641 and encodes 860 amino acids.
UCCAGAUCACGUAGAGACAAUCGCAGAAACUGCAGAGCAGAUAGCGGCGCAGCCGGAGAUGGAGCCGGAUGGCCAAGAUUCUGUAUCUUUAUUCAGGAGCAUAAGGUUGCUUGCUGAUCACAAGAAGAUGUUGCUGUGGCUCGUUCUGGUUUUGUCAACCCCAGUUUCUUCUACAAAUACAGAUCCUGACAUCUCGGUGGAAAUUUGCAAUGUUUGCUCGUGUGUGUCAGUUGAGAAUGUACUGUAUGUCAAUUGCGAGAAGGUUGCAGUCUACCGACCAAAUCAGCUCAAACCACCUUGGUCUAAUUUUUACCAUCUUAAUUUUCAGAACAACCUACUGAUUAUUCUAUAUCCAAAUACAUUUCUUAAUUUUACACAUGCAGUGUCCCUGCAACUGGGUAACAAUAAAUUGCAGAACAUUGAGGGAGGAGCAUUCCUUGGGCUCAGUGCAUUAAAACAGUUGCACUUGAACAACAAUGAAUUAAAGAUUCUCCGAGCUGACACUUUCCUUGGCAUAGAGAACUUGGAGUAUCUCCAAGCUGACUACAAUUUAAUCAAGUAUAUUGAACGGGGAGCCUUCAAUAAGCUUCACAAGCUGAAAGUCCUCAUCCUUAAUGACAAUCUGAUUUCAUUCCUGCCCGAUAAUAUUUUUCGAUUCGCUUCUCUAACCCAUCUGGAUAUACGAGGGAAUCGAAUACAGAAGCUUCCCUACAUUGGAGUUCUGGAACACAUUGGUCGAGUUGUCGAACUGCAGCUGGAAGAUAACCCUUGGAAUUGUACCUGUGAUUUGUUGCCUUUGAAAGCCUGGCUGGAGAAUAUGCCCUAUAACAUUUACAUUGGAGAAGCUAUCUGUGAAACGCCCAGUGACUUGUAUGGAAGGCUUUUAAAGGAAACCAAUAAACAAGAAUUAUGCUCCAUGGGGACUGGGAGUGAUUUUGAUGUGCGCAUUCUGCCUCCAUCCCAGUUGGAGCCUGGUUACAGCACGCCUAAUGGCCACACUACGCAAACGUCAAUGCACAGGUUAGUCACCAAGCCUCCGAAAACUACAAAUCCUUCCAAGAUCUCGGGGAUAGUAGCAGGAAAAGCGCUCUCUAAUCGCAAUCUCAGUCAAAUUGUGUCUUAUCAGACCAGGGUACCUCCUCUAACUCCUUGCCCAAGCCCAUGUGUCUGCAAAACUCACCCUUCUGAUUUGGGAUUAAGUGUAAACUGCCAAGAAAGAAAUAUAGAAUCAUUGGCCGAACUCGUACCAAAACCUUUCAAUGCCAAGAAACUGCAUGUAAAUGGCAAUUAUAUUAAGGAUGUGGACACCUCAGAUUUCAUUGACUUUGAAGGGCUGGAUUUACUACAUUUAGGCAGCAAUCAGAUUGCAGUAAUCAAAGGGGCGGUUUUCCGCAACCUUACAAAUUUACGGAGAUUGUAUCUUAAUGGCAAUCAGAUAGAGCGGCUGAGUCCAGAAAUGUUUGCUGGCCUCCAUAAUUUGCAAUAUCUGUAUUUGGAAUACAACGUUAUCAAAGAAAUUUUAGCCAGCACCUUUGACUUAAUGCCAAAUUUGCAGUUGCUCUACUUGAACAACAAUCUUCUUAGAAGUCUGCCGGCUUACAUUUUUGCUGGUGCUCCACUGGCUAGACUGAAUCUGAGGAACAAUCAUUUCAUGUAUCUACCUGUAAGUGGCGUUCUUGAUCAGCUAAAAUCUCUUACACAAAUUGAUCUGGAAGGUAAUCCGUGGGACUGCACGUGUGAUUUAGUUGCUUUAAAACUAUGGCUGGAAAAACUAAAUGAAGGUAUUGUGGUGAAGGAAUUAAAAUGUGAAACACCUGUUCAGUUUGCUAACAUUGAACUGAAGUCUCUCAAAAAUGAGAUCUUAUGUCCUAAACUUUUAAACAAGCCAUCUGCUCUGUUCACUAGUCCUGUGCCUGCUGUCACUUUUACUACACCGUUGGGUCCAAUUCGAAGUCCUCCUGGUGGCCCAGUUCCAUUGUCCAUCCUAAUCUUAAGCAUACUAGUUGUGCUUAUUUUAACAGUGUUUGUUGCUUUUUGCCUUCUUGUCUUUGUGCUUCGGCGCAACAAGAAACCAACAGUAAAGCACGAAGGAAUUGGGAACCAAGAGUGCAGUUCCAUGCAACUGCAGCUAAGAAAGCACGACCACAAAUCAAACAAAAAGGAUGGACUAGGUGCAGAGGCCUUCAUUCCUCAAACCAUUGAGCAGAUGAGCAAAAGUCACACUUGUGGCUUAAAAGAAUCCGAAACAGGCUUCACGUUUGCUGAUCCACAAGGGCAAAAAAUCAUUCUGAGAAAUAUUACCGACAAGGAAAAGGAUUUAUUGCAUGUGGAUACCAGAAAAAGACUGAGCACAAUUGAUGAACUGGAUGAGUUGUUUCCUGGGAGGGAUUCCAAUGUAUUUAUUCAGAAUUUUCUUGAAAGUAAAAAAGAAUACAACAGCAUAGGGGUCAGUGGCUUUGAAAUACGUUAUCCAGAGAAACAACAAGACAAAAAAAUCAAGAAGUCAUUAAUAGGUGGUAAUCAUAGUAAAAUUGUAGUAGAGCAAAGAAAGAGUGAAUAUUUUGAACUGAAAGCUAAACUUCAAGGUUCACCUGACUACCUACAAGUCCUUGAAGAACAAACAGCUUUGAAUAAAAUAUAGGUCAUGCAAUCUUAUUUCUUACAGAGGACAUUUAUUUAAUGAUGAAAGUGCCUUUUGUUGACUUUUAACUUCCGAAUACUAUAUUAUAUUGGUAGGCAAAGAGGCAGGUAUAUCAAAGGGUAUCUGUCUGUAGCUGCAUAUGAUUUGUCAAGUAGAGGAGAAUUUCCUUAAUAGAUUUUACUACAUAAAGCUGAUACCCUCUGGAAUCCUGUAGGGAUACUGCAAACUCUAUUGCCAAAGGGAUGCUUUAGACACAUAUUACACUGAAUUUAACCUCAAAAGGCAUAUAUGUUUUGUACCUUAAAUGCAAAACCUUUGUCUCCUUGUGAUUUGUAAGAGCAAACACAAGAAAACUGGUACCAGUGUUUGUACCUCAGCUGGGUCCUUCAUCUUGCACGUGGAUUAAGUUGGUGGAACUGGAGUAAUCCUUUGAUUUGUGGUGUUGUAACGGCACUGUUUAAAGAUUAUCUGAAAAAGUAAAAAGCAUGCAAAGAGAGAACAUUCAAUAGUAUGUGUAAAUCGGUUACAUUUAUGGCCUGCAUCUUGAAACCACUGGAUUUAUAAUGUUAAAUUGUGCAAAUAUUUGUUUAAAAUAUACCAUGCAUAACAUACCUAUAAAAUAAAUUUGACCCUUGAAGUAUACCUGUCUAUACAUAAAAUUAAAAAAAAAAGAAAAGAAAAAAAAGUGCAAGCUGACUUCUGCAGCAUUUGUAGUGAUAUGAAGAAAAUACUUGAUGUUCAUGCAGAAUCUUAUGUAAGAAUCAAAUCCAAUUCAGACUAGAGUUCCUUCUCAGUUAUGUGAAACUCCUACAACCCCAAAAGGUUGACCAAACUUUUCAAAGUGCUUACUGUGUGAGCGUAGCAGAAAUUAUUUUUGUAAGAUAAUUCAUAUUUAUGAAAUACUUUGUAUACUAAAUAGGAAAAUAUGUACUCCGUAAUAUGUAUUUAAUAUGCCUGACUUGUUUUCCUGAUCACAAUGCAUUAAUAAUUCAGUAUAAAUUAAAAACAGAACAAUAUACCAAACAAAAACUGGUGACAAAUUGUAUAGAAUUAUCCAGGAUCCCAUGAUCAGGUAUAAUAAUAAUAAUAAAAAU